UCAUCCAUCCUCUUAUCCUGUCAUAUUCUCUCCUCUGCUCUGUCAUCGGCCGUCUAUUUGCUGUAUCGCUGCCCAUAUCGUCGUGAUCAUAUGGCCAAAAGAAAAAACUUCAGGAGACAUGGCGAAAACGAACGGUGUAAAAGCCACGAGAGCAAUUAUCUUUGUGACGGAACCAACAUCACAUUCGCGAAGUUACUUUGGGUGCUCCUGCAAACAAUAUUUCGAAGAUGAAGCAGUGUUUCAUAAGCAUAUGGAAAAUGAUCAUGGGGUUGAAACGAUAGUUGAUAACCAUACCCGUCGCAACUUUUCUUACGAUAUCAAGGAUGUCAGUCUCAGCACUGCGGCCGUUGAUAGUGACGCAAAGUGGAGUGUUGGUGAUCCUUUGGUAUCUGAUCUGUUGCACUCAUUUCGCGACCAAGUGCUCAUUCGUCACGAAAAACAUCAGCCGUUGUCACAUACUGAUCUACUGGCACUUGAUUACAUGUUCUCUUCCGCGAAGGAUGUGAAUGAAAGCGCUCCUGUUCUCACCGACGAUGAGCGCAAAAACGUGAUUGCAGAUAUGGAGUUGAUGCAAUAUCCAGUAAAAAUGUCCCAAUUCGCAAUCAAAUGGUGCAACGAUCUUCCAGGAAUUCCCCAAUUGGAGAGACAUCAAGGUGGCUACAGCCAAAUGCAUUUGCGCAGCAGCAGAUACGGACAACGAUGAUGAUCUUCUUGCUGCCGAGAUACUGCAUGCUCUGUCUGGCCCGUUGAUCAAGGGCGAUCAAGAAAGCGCAUCCUGGAAGACAGG
Messenger RNA from Radiomyces spectabilis, 787 nucleotides. RefSeq lists its product as uncharacterized. The coding region runs from base 119 to 703 and encodes 194 amino acids. NCBI's taxonomy places the organism in Eukaryota, Fungi, Mucoromycota, Mucoromycetes, Mucorales, Radiomycetaceae. The transcript is spliced from 6 exons. The record is from RefSeq and is a predicted model, not a curated record.